Ananas comosus (pineapple) is the source of this 1836-nucleotide messenger RNA. RefSeq names its product probable serine acetyltransferase 2. The record is from RefSeq and is a predicted model, not a curated record. Gene Ontology annotation, molecular function: L-serine O-acetyltransferase activity. Gene Ontology annotation, cellular component: cytoplasm; cytosol. The transcript has 11 exons. NCBI's taxonomy places the organism in Eukaryota, Viridiplantae, Streptophyta, Magnoliopsida, Poales, Bromeliaceae. Bases 376 to 1380 code for a protein of 334 amino acids.
AAACAAACCCUGUUGCACCUCGCCGUUGUCUUCUUCUCUGCCGCGGGCCCCGCGAAUCAGAAGGCGGAGAUUCGCCGUGGAAAAUCGAACGGUCCAUGUUGCACCGCCUGGGGGAUCCCACAUUCGGAGGGGCGGAAUCGUGAUUAUCUCAAACUUUACGGGCCUUUGCACGGAGCAGCUCGUCCGGACGUUUUCAGUUCCCCGCGACCGCUCUUUUUUCUCCCUCGUCGCCUCGUCGGUUACUCUUGCGGGGCCGAGUCCGGGCGGCGAGCGACGAGUUCGAAUCGGCUCUAUCUCUCCACCCCACUCCGCCGCUUCCCCUCUCCGUCCCUUCAAAACCCUAGAGAGGAGGUGGAGAGGGAGAAGGCGAAUUCGAUGCCUAGGGUUUCGUAUUCUUCGUCGUCUCCAGCGGACGCUGCUAGUAGUAGCAUCAGUAGUCUCCGCUUGGGGCUUAGGAAGUGCCCCUCCGAGAGCAUCUUCCCCAUCUACGCGAUGGAGAAUGCGCGCCCCAACUCGAUGUCGAGGGCGAUCCUCGACUCCGCGGGAGAUCCCAUAUGGGAGGCCGUGAGGGUCGAAGCCAAGUCCGAGGCAGAGAACGAGCCAAUUUUAAGUAGCUUCUUGUAUGCUAGUGUGCUGUCUCAUGAUUGUUUGGAACGGGCACUAUGUUUUGUACUUGCCAAUAGGCUCCAGAAUCCAACUUUGUUAGCAACCCAGCUGAUGGACAUUUUUGAUGAUGUUAUGAUGAGUGAUACAAAUAUUAGGCGCUCAAUUCGCCUUGAUGCUCAGGCAUUCAAAGAUAGGGAUCCUGCUUGCGCACAGUAUAGCUGGGCUUUGUUGUACCUUAAGGGUUACCACUCUUUGCAAUCUUAUCGGAUAGCUCAUGUAUUAUGGAAUCGAGGUCGUAAAGUUUUAGCAUUGGCAUUGCAAAGCCGUAUAAGUGAGGUCUUUGCUGUGGAUAUACACCCAGCUGCGAGAAUUGGCGAGGGAAUUUUGUUGGAUCAUGGAACUGGUUUAGUUAUUGGUGAAACUGCUGUUGUUGGAAACUGGGUUUCUCUUAUGCAGGGUGUUACCCUAGGAGGGACAGGGAAGGAACAUGGAGACCGCCACCCUAAAAUAGGACAAGGUGCUCUUAUUGGGGCUGGUGCAACAAUUCUUGGUAAUAUUGUUGUAGGUGAAGGUGCUAUGAUUGCUGCUGGUUCUCUUGUGCUAAAAGAUGUACCUCCUCACAGCAUGGCUGUUGGAAAUCCAGCAAAAAUAGUUGGGUUUUCAGAAGAUGAAGAUCCAUCUUUUACAAUGAAGCAUGAUGCUAGAAAGGAUUAUUUUGAGCAUGUAGCUGCUUGUAAGAGAACUAAUGGUUGCAUUUACAAUGAAAAGAAGUGAAGCUUGCAAAUGUUAGAUAUGGUUAUUUUGAAGCGCUUUCAAGAAGAUAGGAUCAGAUGAUUCUUCUUGUAAGUUAUGUAUCAUUGUGAACAGGCAGAGGUUGGUUGUUUAUAUCAAGUUUUGGCCGCCGGUUAAACAAAUAUGCUCCUUAUUUUUCAGGGGAGGUGGGAUGAGGCUGGCCGGACAUCAAUUGUUCCGAUAGUGUUAUCCAGUAUGUUGUAGUUGUAUCUUAUAUUUAUGUCUGCAUUGUCCCUAAUUCUUGAAUUGUAAGCUUAAUGCAGUAUUUGGUACUUUACUGCUAGUUGCGUAGACAUUGAUUCUUGAUUUUUGUAAUUGAUGUCUCAAUUGCCUAAUUACUUGUACUCGUUGGAUAUUGUGAAGAUUAGAAAGAAAAUAAUCUCUAAAAGAUAUAGAUCGGUAACAUAUGGUUAAAGGAUUCCCGUAAUUUUUUUGUUA